GUAACUGUCGGCUUUCGCUCAAGUGUGGAGAAGUUCCCUGUUUUUCGAAUUUGUAGUAAUUUAUUUGGGGAAGUCCCGCGCAGAAUUCAACAAAGAUGGCUGACAUGAAGCUUGUGUGUUUGAUUCUGUUCAGUGCUCUUCUGGCUUUCGUUGCAACCAGACCGUUGGAUGAUGGAGAGGAUACAAGUAAAACUGAUCAAUGGAUUAAUGAAUUUGUUGGCACAGGUGAACUGGGAAAAUCAAAGAUUAGAGAUAUUGCUUCAAGUAUUGCGAAUCGGUUGAAUUCGGAGAGAUCAGUGCUGGGUUUAGAUGGGAAUAAGAAAGGAGCUGGUGACGACACCGCCCAUGCUGAGAACGACUUGCAUUUAAAAAGUUCAGUACUGGGUGUAGAUGUAGACGGAAAGAACGGAGAUGAUAUUAAUGAAAUUUUCGUUGAUUUUUUCGAUGACUCUGACGAGGAUGGAGAUUUCGACAGUGAUGGUGAUAAUGAAAUCAUUUAUGCUGGCGAUGAUGAUCGUGAAGAUGAGGACGAUGACGGUGAUAGCGAUGGUGGCGACAGCGAUGACGGUAGAGAUGGUGGCGAUGAUGGCGAUAACUCUGACGAUGGAGAUGAUGGUGACGAUGGCGACAGCGAUGGUAACGACGAUGGUAACGACGAUGGUGGCGAUGAUGACGAUAACGAUGAUGGUAGCGAUAGUAGAGAUGGCGACGAUGGUAGAGAUGGCGACGAUGAUGGUAGUGAUGAUAACGAUAGCGAUGAUGGUAGGGAUGAUGGCGGUAACGAUAGUGGUAGCAAUGCCGAUAAUGAUGGUGAUAGAGAUGGUGACGAUGAUGAAGAUAACUACGACAGUACCGAUGAUGGCGAUAACGAUGAUGAUAGAGAUGGUAGCGAUAGUAGAGAUGGUGACGAUGACGGCGAUAACGAUGAUAGUAGCGAUGAUGGCGAUAACGAUGACAGUGGCGAUGAUGGCGAUAACGAUGGUGAUAGACAUGGUAGCGAUAGUAGAGAUGGCGACGACGAUGAUGAUGGUAGUGAUGAUGACGACAACGAUGAUGGUAGUAAUGAUGGCGACAACGAUGAUGGUAGUGAUGGUGGCGAUAACGACGAUGAUAGAGAUGGUGACGAUGAUGACGAUAAUGAUGAUAGUAGCGAUGGUGGUGAUAACGAUGAUGAUAGAGAUGGUGACGAUGAUGACGAUAACGAUAACAGUAGCGAUGAUGACGAUAACGAUGACAGUAGCGAUAGUGACGACAACGAUGACAGUAGCGAUGAUGGCGAUAACGAUGACAGUAGCGAUGGUGAUGAUAACGAUGAUGAUAGAGAUGGUAGCGAUAGUAGAGAUGGCGAUAACGAUGACAGUAGCGAUGAUGACGAUAACGAUGACAGUAGCGAUGAUGAAGACAACGAUGACAGUAGCGAUGAUAGCGAUAACGAUGACAGUAGCGAUGAUGGCGAUAACGAUGAUGAUACAGAUGGUAGCGAUAGUGGAGAUGGCGAUAACGAUGACAGUAGUGAUGAUAACGAUAACGAUGACAGUAGCGAUGAUAGCGAUAACGAUGACAGUAGCGAUGAUGACGAUAACGAUAGUAGAGACGGCGACGAUGAUGAUAGUAGUGAUGAAGAUGAUAGCGAUGAUAGCGAUGAUGAUAGAAAUGAUGACGAUGGUGAUGGUAAUGGCGACGAUGGUAAUGGCGAUGAUUAUGAUGAAGAAGAUGGGGGUGUCCAACGUGUGCGUAAUCAAGUUGAAAAUAUCGCAACAAAUAUUGCGGAUAUACUUAAUUUAAAAGGACACGAAACAAUCAACGCGAACAAAGCUGGGCCCACUGAUACAGACACUCUGAUCACAGGCGAUGAAGCUGCAGCCACGGCCGCUGAUGAUCUGGAUCAAAUCGCCACUGCAAUAAACGCAGCUAUGGAAGCCAGAGAUGGUGACAAUGAUGACGAUAACGAUGAUGAUAGAGAUGAUGGCGAUGAUGAUAGUAGCGAUGGUGAUGACGAUAACGAUGAUAGUAGCGAUGACGAUGACGAUAACGAUGAUAGUGGCGAUGAUGAUGAUAACGAUGAUAGUAGCGAUGAUGAUGACGAUAACGAUGAUAGUAGCGACGAUGAUGAUAACGAUAAUAGUAGCGAUGAUGAUGACGAUAAUGAUGAUAGUAGCGAUGAAGAUGACGAUAACGAUAAUAAUAGCGAUGAUGAUGACGAUAACGAUGAUAGUGGUGAUGAUGAUGAUGAUAGUAGCGAUGAUGAUGACGAUAAGGAUGAUAGUAGCGAUGGAGAUGACGAUAACGAUAAUAGUAGCGAUGAUGAUGAUGACGAUAACGAUGAUAGUAGUGAUGGAGAUGACGAUAACGAUGAUAGUGGCGAUGAUGAUGAUAACGAUAACUAUGAUAGUAGCGAUGGAGAUGAUGAUGACGAUAAUGAUGAUAGUAGCGAUGGAGAUGAUGAUGACGAUAAUGAUGAUAGUAGUGAUGGAGAUGACGACAACGAUAAUAGUAGCGAUGAUGACGAUGACGAUAACGAUGAUAGUAGCGAUGGGGAUGACGAUAACGAUGAUAGUGGCGAUGAUGAUGAUAACGAUAACUAUGAUAGUAGCGAUGGAGAUGAUGAUGACGAUAAUGAUGAUAGUAGCGAUGGAGAUGAUGAUGACGAUACUGAUGAUAGUAGCGAUGAAGAUGACGAUAACGAUAAUAGUAGCGAUGAUGAUGACGACAAUGAUGAUAGUAGCGAUGGAGAUUACGAUAACGAUGAUAGUAGCGAUGAUGAUGACGAUAGCGAUAAUAGUAGCGAUGAUGAUGACGACAAUGAUGAUAGUAGCGAUGGAGAUGACGAUAACGAUAAUAGUAGCGAUGAUGAUGACGAUAACGACGAUAGUAGCUAUGAUGAUGACGAUAAUGAUGAUAGUAGCGAUGGAGAUGACGAUAACGAUAAUAGUAGCGAUGAUGAUGACGAUAGCGAUAAUAGCAGUGAUGAUGAUGACGAUAACAGUAGCGAUGAUGAUGACGAUAAUGAUGAUAGUAGCGAUGGAGAUGAUGAUAACGAUGAUAGUAGCAAUGAUAGUAGCGAUGGAGAUGACGAUAACGAUAAUAGUAGCGAUGAUGAUGACGAUAAUGAUGAUAGUAGCGAUGGAGAUGAUGAUAACGAUGAUAGUAGCGAUGAUGAUGACGACAAUGAUGAUAGUAGCGAUGGAGAUGACGAUAACGAUAAUAGUAGCGAUGAUGAUGACGAUAACGACGAUAGUAGCGAUGGAGAUGAUGAUAACGAUGAUAGUAGCAAUGAUAGUAGCGAUGGAGAUGACGAUAACGAUAAUAGUAGCGAUGAUGAUGACAAUAACGAUGAUAGUAGCGAUGAUGAUGAUGAUGAUGAUGAUGAUGAUGAUGAUAGCGAUAAUAGUAGCGAUGAUGAUGACGAUAAUGAUGAUAGUAGCGAUGAUGAUGAUGACGAUAGCGAUGAUGAUGAUGACGAUAGUAAUAGCGAUGAUGAUAAUGAUGAUGAUAGUGACGAUGAUAAUGUUAACGAUAAUGAUGAUGGUAAAGAUGGCGAUGAUAGAGAUGGUGGCAAUGAUGACGAUAACGAUGAUGGUGGAGAUGGUGGCGAUGAUAAUAGAGGUGGCGACGAUGAUGAUAACGGUAAUGAUGAUGAUGACGACGACGAUGAUGAUGAUGACGAUGAUGAUGAUAGCGAUAGUAGGGAUGACGAUGAUGGCGACGAUGAUGAUGACGAUAGAGAUGGUGGCAAUGAUGAUGAUAACGAUGAUAGUAGAGAUGGUGACGAUGAUAGUAGAGAUGGCGACUCUGAUGAUAACGACGAUGACGAUGAUGAUGAUGAUAGCGAUAGUAGGGAUAACGAUGAUGGCGACGAUGAUGAUAACGAUGAUAGUAGAGAUGGUGACGAUGAUAGUAGAGGUGGCGACUCUGAUGAUAACGAGGACGACGAUGAUGAUGAUGAUGAUGAUAACCGUGUGCGCAAACAAAUUAACAAAAUCGCGACGAAUAUUGCGGAUAAACUUUAUUCCAGCAAAACUGUGGUCGCGGACAAUGUAGCUACAACCAAAACCGCAGAUACGUCGUUGAUCGCUGGGAAUAAAGCUGCACUCACGGCCAAUGAUGAUCUGGCUAAAAUUGCAGCUGCUAUGACCACAGCGAUCAAGGCCACUGAUAACGUGCACAAACUUCUUAACGAUAGACCAAGUGUCGCUACUAACGAAGUUGUACCCAAAGCUGUAGAAACUGUUAUCCCAAGCGGCGGAGCUGCAACCAAAACCACAGACCCUGCAAGCACGGCUAAUCAUGCUUUGGCCGAAAUCACAGCUGCUAUGAACACAGCUAUUCAAGCCACUGAUAUUGUGAAGCAAGCCAUUGAUGCAGCAAUCCUAACCAACGAGGCCGGAAGCAAAAGUUCGGAUAGGAGGUGAAAACUCUAUGGGAAUCGAAUUGUAUUAGGAUAUCUAUUUAAAAUAUAUUCCAGUCUUCGAUUGGUGUUUUCUUUGACUUUUAUAAUAUUGUGGAAAGGAGUGAUUGUUGACAGUUAUUAUAGAGAAAAUCAUACAAAUGUUUGGUUUGGUAAAACGUAUAGUGCUAGCUGAUAUUGCUAUUGGUGCCAUUUCGCUGAAAUGUAUAGAAUAUCUUUCAGAUAAACAAAUUCCCUGUAUUAAAUUAAUUCUGGAUGUAUAUACGGAAACAUUACAAAUCAGAGAUAUCUUAAAAAAAACCUUCAAUUUGAUAUCAUGUUCAUAUCUUACAGAAGAUAAUAUGGUAACUUGGAUAGCUAUUUUGACAGCAUUAUAAAUUUAAACAGUCUUUAUCCAAAGAAGUGUCUCUCCGAUAAUUUUUCUAAAAUAAAUUUAACUAAAUAUCGGAAGAGUAACUUCCAUCGGUUGCUUUGGAAUAUCGGAAAGGUAUCCGGGGUUUUUUUCUGCUUUAGAUUUAUGUCAAGAUAUCUAUUCUCGUGUUUCAUAAUAAUAUGAUACAAAAAAGUGAGAUAAAGUAUUUUGAAUUUUAAACCAAAAAUUAUUUUCGAUAUGUUCCAUUUGUAUCAAAGAGAUAUUUUGUAUAAUAUUUUAUAAUAUAUAAUGUCUAUAAUCUAAAUGACAAACGUGGCUGGUCCACACUUUAUUGUCAUCAUUAUUAAAUUUGAAAUGUCCAAUAAAGUAUGUUAAAUGAUUUAUGACAGUGUGAAAAGCAAUAUGUUUGAAUUAACAUCUGAGCACCAAUAUUGAAAUAAAAGCAAUCUACUUAAAGAUUUCA
Messenger RNA from Patella vulgata (common limpet), 5244 nucleotides. Its product is annotated as dentin sialophosphoprotein-like. The coding region runs from base 96 to 4412 and encodes 1438 amino acids. The record is from RefSeq and is a predicted model, not a curated record. NCBI's taxonomy places the organism in Eukaryota, Metazoa, Mollusca, Gastropoda, Patellidae. The transcript has a single exon.